UUUGGUUCGGGACCUGUGGAUCAAAAGAGGGGCCAGACCCUACGUCUGGAUUCCAGAGAUGCUGAAUCCAGUGCUUUUGGAAAUCACCGACUAGUAGAGAACUUUCAGAGAGACUUGAAGAAGCAGCGCAUCAGCGGAAAAGAAAAGUGGAGAGGAGAGGGACGAGGACGCCGAGGGGAGGGGGGUUCUGUGUUCAAAACUUCAUUAAAACAUCAGCAACAAAGUGUAGCUCCGCUACAUCUUUUUCUUUAAAAGGUUACCUCUCCAGCCAGCAAAAUUCCACCCAAAAGCAGACAACAGGAUCGGCCUGCGCUCACGCGGCUGGUCGGCAGGAAGCGGCUAGUGGCAGCAGGGGUCCUGGGGGUCGUAAUGGUUCUGGUUCUGGUCAUCCUCAUCCCGGUACUGGUCAACUCAGCGGGCUCGGCGGCGCACUACGAGAUGCUCGGUACCUGUAGGAUGGUGUGCGACCCGUACGGCACCAAAUCUCCGACUAGCCCCGUCACGGCGGACACGGUCCGAGACAACAGCCUCGCGCAGUCUUUACCCACUUUUAUCCAAGGUCCGAAAGGGGAACCGGGUCGUCCGGGUAAGGCGGGUCCGAGGGGACCUCCUGGUGAGCCGGGACCGCCCGGCCUGGCGGGGUCACCGGGAGAGAGGGGCAGACCUGGUUCACCAGGACCUCCGGGACUCAGCGCAGCUGCCGGUGCAAUAAGCGCGGCCACCUACAGCACCGUGCCCAAGAUUGCUUUUUACGCAGGGCUGAAAAAGCAACACGAGGGCUACGAGGUGCUCAAGUUCGACGACGUGGUGACCAAUCUGGGGAAUCACUACGAUCCGAACACCGGGAAGUUCACGUGUUCCAUCCCCGGGAUUUAUUUCUUCACUUAUCACGUCCUGAUGCGCGGAGGGGACGGAACGAGCAUGUGGGCGGAUCUCUGCAAAAACAACCAGGUGCGUGCCAGUGCCAUAGCCCAGGAUGCGGACCAAAACUAUGACUAUGCCAGUAACAGCGCUGUGCUGCAUCUAGAGCCAGGAGACGAGAUCUACAUUAAACUAGACGGAGGCAAAGCUCAUGGAGGCAACAACAACAAGUACAGCACCUUCUCUGGAUUCAUCAUCUACGCUGACUAGACAACAACACCAUCAUACCCUGAGCUGUUACAGGCCUUCUCGCCCAGUCCUUUUACAAAUCUUCCCCCUUGAUGCUCAGACUUUACUCUUUUCAACAUGUGUGGAUAAAACAAUAUUAAUCAGCCUUCAUAACCUGCACAAUAUUUUAUUUUCUACAUUCUGCCAAUGUCACUGUACGGAGCGAAAGUUACUUGGACAGUAACAUCAAUGAAAUGGUCGAAUUGUCAAAGUGAUGAAUCAAACCCGAUCCUCUCUUUAUACCAUGACAUCACACUUAAAGUUGCAACUGAUGUCUUUGUGUUGAUGUAGUGAUGGUGGUAAAGCGGCGAGCGAGGAGUUUGUUUGUGCAUGUGUUGGGGUGUGGGCAGACAUUCACUAAACAUCAGUAACCUGUAGCCUACAUGUAACCGCCUGCUGCUAUUUGAGUUAAUGGUCAAAGAUGGAUGUUAAUAGAUACAACUUUAAAAGGGAUGACUUUCACUGAAAGAGGUGAUUCAUUUGGUGGGCCCUCACUCUUAAAUCUGAUUGGGCAAGAAGAAGAAGUCAAGAAGAAAGUAGAAAAAAAGGAAAUCAGAUAGAAAAGCAGCAGCUAGUGGGUUGUUCUAAAAACUGACUGGGAUGAUUUUGUGCAAUACCUACUAUAAUAAACUAUAUUCAUGGUAAUAAUGAUUAAGAAAGCCCUCAGUCAGU
Messenger RNA from Anarrhichthys ocellatus (wolf-eel), 1821 nucleotides. RefSeq names its product complement component 1, q subcomponent-like 3a (gene c1ql3a). Bases 370 to 1131 code for a protein of 253 amino acids. The record is from RefSeq and is a predicted model, not a curated record. NCBI's taxonomy places the organism in Eukaryota, Metazoa, Chordata, Actinopteri, Perciformes, Anarhichadidae. Gene Ontology annotation, molecular function: protein binding. The transcript is spliced from 2 exons.